Molecule: messenger RNA, 2386 nt
Organism: Colossoma macropomum (tambaqui)
Lineage: Eukaryota; Metazoa; Chordata; Actinopteri; Characiformes; Serrasalmidae
Gene: mier1b
Product: mesoderm induction early response 1b, transcriptional regulator
Exons: 13
Coding region: 260-1657 (465 amino acids)
Biological process (GO): negative regulation of transcription by RNA polymerase II
Cellular component (GO): nucleoplasm
Molecular function (GO): histone deacetylase binding; transcription corepressor activity
Source: RefSeq, a predicted model, not a curated record
UAUGCAGCGGCGGAAUAUGGCGGAGGUAGGACGGAAACUCUCCUGAUUUUACCCGAAAACAAACCGUAAAAGUGUCGGUUUUUACUCCGGGCGACUCUCCGCCGGUUCGCGUACCGGAGCAGAUGAGGAGCGGACAGAUCUCCGAUAGCGCUGAUCAGAUGGGAUCGGUUUUUCCGCAUUAAAACUUUCCUCCUUGGGGAAUUCAAGCCCAGGGGUUUCGGUGGGCUCGGACAGCCUGGACUUUGACCCUUCGGCAGAAAUGCUCGUGCAGGACUUUGACGACGAACGUACGCUGGAGGAGGAGGAGCUUCUGGAAGGAGAGACGAACUUCCGCAACGAGAUCGAGGACCUGCAAAGGGAAAGAGAGAUGCCCAUUCAGGACCUCCUGAAUCUCUAUGGUUAUGGAGGAGGGGGGUCUCCAGAGGAAGAAGAGGAGGAUGAGGAGGAGGAAGAGGAAGAUGAGGAGGACGAAGGAGAAGAGCUGGAUAAUGAUGAGAGCAGUCGGAGUACGGGGGAGCUGAAGAGGAAUAAGGACGAGGUGGUGAAGCUGUGUAAGGACAUGGAGAGUCAGGCCGCUGCUGAAGAUCGCGAUCGCCCUCGCUCUGCUAAAGGCUGCAGCACAGCGGAGCUCAUUCGGCCUCAGAACCGAGCCUACUUCCAGAAUAAUGAAGUGGAUGAAGAGUCUGAAGAGGAUGAAGACUACAUUCCCUCAGAGGACUGGAAAAAAGAGAUCAUGGUGGGCUCCAUGUACCAGGCUGAGACCCCUGCAGGGCUGUGUAAAUAUAAAGAGAACGAGAGAGUGUAUGAAAACGACGACCAGCUGCUGUGGAAUCCGGAGUUUCUCCCGGAGAACAUUGUGGUGGAGUUUCUAACGGAGGCGUGUAAACGGACGGGUGAGGAGACCGGAGUGGACGCCAUACCUGAGGGGUCACACAUCAAAGACAAUGAGCAGGCGCUGUACGAGCUGGUGAAGUGUGACUUUGACACAGAAGAGGCUCUGCGCAGACUGAGGUUUAACGUCAAAGCAGCCAGAGAAGAGCUGUCUGUCUGGACAGAGGAAGAAUGUAGGAAUUUUGAACAGGGUCUUAAAGCGUAUGGGAAAGAUUUUCAUCUCAUUCAAGCCAACAAGGUCAGGACGCGGUCUGUAGGGGAGUGUGUGGCGUUUUAUUACAUGUGGAAAAAGUCUGAGCGAUACGAUUUCUUCGCACAGCAAACCCGACUCGGCAAGAGGAAAUAUAACCUUCAUCCGGGUGUGACGGAUUAUAUGGACAGACUGCUGGACGAGACGGAGAGCGCGGCGUCCAGUCGAGCGGCCACCCCGCCCCCAACCACCUCCAGCAGCAACGCCAGCCAAUCAGAGAGAGAAGAGGGCUCCACUCAUAACGGUUUGAGCAGCCACAGCUGUGUUUCCAGCUCAGAUUCGGUCCUGAUGUCCAGCGGAGAGGUGAAGAACGACCCCGUCCAUUCGAACGGAGCCGACGGCCUUCCAUCGCAGCCACACGACUCCAACGGCUGCGAGCCUCCGGCCGACAGAAACGGAGCGACGAAGCGGCCGCCGGACAGCCAGGCCGCAGACAGGCCGGCCAAAAAAUGUAGGACAGAUUCAGACCCCCUGGCCCCGGUGGAGAUAGACUCUUCCAGGGUGAAGGAAGACUGAACUGCUAAUGGAACAGAAACCAAAGGCCAGACCAAAUCCAGCAGACCAGGGGGGGUUUAUCGAGCUUUUCUGAGGAAGGUUCUCACGUUCUGACGCCUUCCUCCACGUCCAAAGUGAAACGUCAGAGAGAGAACGGGUGGAGAACAUGAAGAAAGAGAACCACCCAACCCCUACUAAUGUAGUAACGAAUUAAUUACUGCUCCAGUUUUCAUCAGACCCCACACCAUUUUACACAGAAUAAUAUGUAUAUUCUAUUUGUAUUGGAAUUUGUCUGAUAUUUUUUUACCGAGAUAUUUAUAUUUUUUAUUGAAACACACUGACGGCGGCUGAAUUGCUGUCAGGUACACUCUAAGCCCGGCGGUGAAGCGGAACGGGCAGCAGACUUCCUGUGGACGGUUAGCUUAGCCAGCACCACUGGAGUCGCACUUUUGUACUGUGUGAUUGUAUCAGCGUUCGCUUUGUUUCCUUCUUUGGAAGUGAAGAGCGCUGAGCUGACUCUGCAGGCUCCGCCCACCAAUGUGUUCUACAGUUACUAGGUUAGGUUUACAGAACGCUGGUAAAAAUCCCAUUUGACCCAAUGAGAAACCAUCAAAUCACAAUACCUACAUUUAGAGUCAGUUAUUCAUUCAACCUAAUGAGAAACUGUAGAACAGACUCAGUUUAUAUCACAAUACCUACAUUUAGAGUCAGUUAUUCAUUCAGCCUAAUGAGAAACUGUAGAACAGACUC